Messenger RNA from Scleropages formosus (Asian bonytongue), 1771 nucleotides. RefSeq names its product medium-chain specific acyl-CoA dehydrogenase, mitochondrial-like. The transcript has 12 exons. NCBI's taxonomy places the organism in Eukaryota, Metazoa, Chordata, Actinopteri, Osteoglossiformes, Osteoglossidae. Gene Ontology annotation, cellular component: mitochondrion; cytoplasm. Gene Ontology annotation, biological process: fatty acid beta-oxidation; medium-chain fatty acid catabolic process. The record is from RefSeq and is a predicted model, not a curated record. Gene Ontology annotation, molecular function: medium-chain fatty acyl-CoA dehydrogenase activity; flavin adenine dinucleotide binding. Bases 62 to 1324 code for a protein of 420 amino acids.
CUUCCAGCCAAUGAAAGCGGGGCGGAGGAGAGCUCGGUGUUCUUACGUCUAAGAUUCAACAAUGGUUUUCUUCAAGGUGUUAAGGGCGUCCGUUCAGACUGGACUGAGGUUCCAGGGUACCAGUGCCAGGGCAGCCACCAGUACCCUGAAAACAGCGCAGGGAGGAUUUAGGUUUGAGCUUACAGACCAACAAAAGGAGUUCCAGGAAGUGGCAAGAAAGUUUGCCAGGGAAGAAAUCAUUCCUGCUGCACCAAGCUAUGACAAAAGUGGCGAAUAUCCGGUUGCACUCAUCAAGAGGGCUUGGGAGCUUGGUCUAAUAAAUAGCCACAUUCCCGAAAGCUGCGGUGGAAUGGGCCUGGGUAUAUUUGAUGCCUGCCUCAUAACAGAAGAACUGGCCUAUGGCUGCACUGGAGUCCAGACAGCGAUUGAAGCAAAUUCUCUGGGGCAAAUGCCAGUCAUUAUAGCAGGCAAUGACAUGCAAAAGAAGAAAUACCUGGGAAGAAUGACAGAAGAACCUCUGAUGUGUGCAUACUGUGUGACAGAGCCAGGUGCGGGCUCUGAUGUGGCUGGGAUCAAAACCCGUGCCGAGAAAAAGGGCGACGAGUAUGUUGUUAACGGACAAAAGAUGUGGAUUACAAAUGGAGGGAAAGCCAACUGGUACUUUCUCUUGGCACGAACAGAUCCUGAUCCCAAGUGCCCUGCUAGCAAGGCAUUCACCGGCUUUAUCGUGGAUGCUGACACCCCAGGAGUUCAAAUGGGCAGAAAGGAAAUGAAUAUGGGCCAGAGGUGUUCAGACACCCGGGGAAUCACUUUCGAGGAUGUCAGAAUACCAAAAGAGAAUGUUCUGAUUGGUGAAGGUGCUGGAUUUAAAAUAGCCAUGGGUGCUUUCGAUAAAACCCGUCCACCGGUGGCUGCAGGGGCAACAGGGCUAGCACAGAGAGCACUUGAUGAAGCAACAAAAUAUUCCCUGGAGAGGAAGACCUUUGGAAGGCUAAUCUCAGAUCACCAGGCAGUUGCAUUCUUGCUGGCAGAGAUGGCAAUAAAAGUGGAGCUGGCCAGGCUGGCUUACCAGCGGGCUGCAUGGGAGGUGGACGAGGGCCGCAGGAACACAUACUAUGCUUCCAUUGCCAAAGCUUUUGCUGGUGAUAUUGCCAAUCAAGUUGCCAGUGAUGCUGUUCAAGUCUUUGGUGGAAAUGGGUACAACAGUGAAUAUCCAGUGGAGAAGUUGAUGAGGGAUGCAAAAAUCUACCAGAUCUAUGAGGGCACUGCUCAGAUCCAACGAUUGAUCAUUUCACGUGAACAUCUUGUGAAAUUCAAGAACUGAAAUGAAAACAAACCACCUUCACUGGAUAACUUCGUGAUCAACAUUUAUCUUACUAUGCUAAAUAUGAAUGGUUUUUGUGAAUGCUGUUCAGACUUCUCAUAUACAAUGAAUUGUUACCUUUUACUGUAUUCACGUACAUGACUAUGUAAAGCGCUGGGGUUACGUGCCUGCCCCUGUCAUAGAUCAGCAAAGGCGGGUUAUUUCAGCAUAGUCUCAUUCUUAGUAACAUUGGGCCGACUCAAAACAGUGCCAGAGCCCAUCUGUAAAUGUUUGCCUGACUUGUGAAUGCAGCAUUGCACUUCUCGCAUCAGUGUGCCUUGUUCUUUUGAAAAUUUUCAGAAUGUUAUUUUGUCAAAAUAGCAUUUUUAAAGAAAUGGAAAAAUACUGAUGGAGUUCUGUUUUCUAAUGCUAAAUAUCUCAACAAUUAACAUCUUGGAAGAGGAGAAA